AUGCUUGUCACCAAGUCUGUUCUUGCCCUCUGCCUGGUCUCCAUGGGCAUGGCCGCUGCUCUACCCAAGGUGGCCAAACGUGAUGAGCUCGAUGGAGAUCUCUACAACUACAAGAGAGAUGAGCUCGAUGGAGAUCUCUACAACUAUAAGCGUGAUGAACUAGACGGCGACUUGUACAACUACAAGCGUGACGAGCUUGAUGGCGAUCUCUACAACUACAAGAACAAACGCGACGAGCUCGAUGGUGACUUGUAUAACUACAAGAAGAACAAGCGCGACGAACUUGAUGGCGACCUUUAUAACUAUAAGCGUGACGAGCUAGACGGCGACUUGUACAACUACAAGAGCAAGCGUGACGAGCUUGAUGGAGAUCUCUACAACUACAAGAACAAGCGCGAUGAGCUCGAUGGAGACCUCUACAACUACAAGAACAAGCGCGAUGAACUUGAUGGAGACCUCUACAACUACAAGCGUGAUGAGCUUGAUGGCGACCUCUACAACUACAAGAACAAGCGCGAUGAACUAGACGGUGAUCUCUACAACUACAAGAAUAAGCGUGACGAGCUCGAUGGCGACUUGUAUAACUACAAGAACAAACGUGACGAGCUCGAUGGUGACUUGUACAACUACUAA
This is a messenger RNA of Talaromyces rugulosus, 633 nucleotides long. RefSeq lists its product as uncharacterized. NCBI's taxonomy places the organism in Eukaryota, Fungi, Ascomycota, Eurotiomycetes, Eurotiales, Trichocomaceae. Bases 1 to 633 code for a protein of 210 amino acids. The transcript has 2 exons. The record is from RefSeq and is a predicted model, not a curated record.